AUGCAAUCUGAAUUAGAUUUAUUAGAAAAGAAGGUUAAAGAAGUCAUACUAACUAAGCUUAAGGCUAAAAAUGCAGAACUUAUAGUCAAAAAAGCUAAUAUUGAAGCUAAAAAUGCAGAAUAUAUAAAGCUUAAGGAUGAGACUGCAAAGCUUAAGACCAAGAAUACCAAACUUUUAACACAAAUUAUAGAGAAAUAUGCUAAAAAUAAGGCUGAUAGAGUAAAAUUAAAAACUGGAUGCCCUGAAAACCGGAGUAAGAAACGUAAAAGAGAGUAUAAAAGAGGGCGUAAAAACGGAUUUUGUAUUGUACCUUUUUGUUCUUGUGAUCAAUAUGUUCUUUUUCGGUCUGCAGACGCUUCGCCAACUGGUACAACCGCCGGAAUGAGAAGAUUAUUCUUCAUGCCUUUGAACAUGCCGAUCUCUGACCAUAGCUCUUACCACGUCGUUGUCGGGAACCACGGAACUGGUAAGACCACAGUGGUCCGGCAGUGUGCUAGAGAUGUUGGAAAAGGGGUCAUUUAUGUUGAUGUACCCCCUGUAUUGGAUAACUUCAUUGAUAAACUUGCAAAGGCUAUUGGAUAUUCAUUCAAGGAGUAUGUGUCCUUCACUGAAUCAUUUAAGCGGAAGAUUCUAGGCAAUAGCGAGUCCGCUGAACAGCCCAGGUUUUUUCGUGUCCUGGAUGCCUUCGAGAGAGGAGCUAGAAAAUACAAGGAUAUCGCAAAACUCUAUGCUGACCAGAGCAGUUGCAUCAUUGUAUUUGUCAGUAGCGAGGGAACAGCGCCACGCAUGAUGAUGCAACGAUCAUCAUGGUCACGCGCUGAAAAAAAACCCAUUGUCAUCGAAGACCUAACUAGCAAAGAGGCAUUCACCUACCUCCACAGCAAGCUUGGCAUUGAGAAAAAGGUCACCAAUCAACUCAUCCAACUCUUAGGUGGCCGGAUUCGUGAUCUUAAGGAAUAUGGUAAUAUGAUAAAUAGAGGCGAGACAUUCGAAG
Messenger RNA from Dentiscutata heterogama, 994 nucleotides. Lineage: Eukaryota; Fungi; Glomeromycota; Glomeromycetes; Diversisporales; Gigasporaceae. The record is from the annotation of a GenBank genome assembly.